Neohortaea acidophila is the source of this 1908-nucleotide messenger RNA. RefSeq names its product cytochrome P450. The record is from RefSeq and is a predicted model, not a curated record. Gene Ontology annotation, molecular function: heme binding; iron ion binding; monooxygenase activity. The coding region runs from base 146 to 1747 and encodes 533 amino acids. The transcript has 3 exons. Lineage: Eukaryota; Fungi; Ascomycota; Dothideomycetes; Mycosphaerellales; Teratosphaeriaceae.
CAAUGGCCGGAUAUGACGCCUGAGGAGAGACGUCUUUUGACGCGUCUCAAGUAGGUAUAUAAGGCCUACACUCCCCAUUCCCUGGAUUCGUUGCUUUCUCUCUCCAUCUCUCAUCCAAACCUCCAUCUUCAUCCCCAUCCACGCCAUGCACUACCUGUACAAAGCCCUCAUAGCCUCUACAUCCCUCCUCGCCACUCCAUUCAUCAUCCUACUCUCCAUCCAAUGGUCAAGAACCCGUCUCGCACCCCCCAACAUUCCCUGGGCGGGGUUGAAUAACAAACGCCUCUUCCCCAAACUGCGCGCCAAUCUGCGCGAAAUCACCGCCAAACGCGACCCCCUGCUCGAAGGCUACGAGAAAUACAGCAAGCACGGCCAACCCUUCAUCCUCCCCUCGCUCAACUGGCCCGACGUCGUGCUCCCCCCGUCUCACAUCCCGUGGUUAAUCAGCUUCCCAGACAACGUCCUCAGCACCUCCAGCGUUUUCGAAGAUGUGCUUGCGACGAAGUAUCUAGGCCAUGGACCCGAUUUGGCAGCCAUAGUGGACUUCAGCGUCAUUCGACGCGAUCUGACUCGGCAUCUCAAUGCUACUCUGCCCGAUAUACUGGACGAAGUGCGCGCGUCAUUUGACGAGAGUAUCGAGCCCCUUCUCUCGUCUGAUGAAGACUGGGCCGAUGUCAAAAUCGUCGAGAUCAUCCUCAACACCGCCCGACGUCUGAGUAACCGCGCGUUUGUCGGGGAGUCGCUCUGUCGAAAUAAGCGGUUCAUGUCUGCACUCAAGAGCUGGGAGUUUGCUAUUGGCAUCUGCUCGGCCGUCAUCCGCUACCUCGUUCCGCAGUGCCUGCAACCCAUGCUCGGUCCGGUCAUUGCUCUGCCCGUGCGAUUCCAGGAUUGGAAAUUGAAGCGGCUUGUCCUUCCUGUCCUAUAUGAGCGACUCGCUGCACAGAGUGGAUCAGAUGAGAAGGAUGUGAAACCCCCGCCAAACGACGUGCUACAAUGGCUUCUCGAUGCGAAGCUCGCAGGCCGCGACGCAGCAGCGAGGAUGACUCUGAGCGAGAUCGCGCACAAGACCGUCUUCCUCAACUUCUUCGCCGUCCACACAACCGCCCUCAACACCUCGUCAACCCUCCACAACAUCCUAACCUCCACCCAACCCCCAACCCCCUCCCUCAUCCAAACCCUCCUCACCGAAACCGCCCCCCUCCUCCCCACCCUCUCCCAAAACCCCACAACCCUCCGCUCUCAAACCCCCGCCCUCGACUCCGUAAUCCGCGAAUCCCUCCGCUUCAAGCCCAUGAACGGCCGCGGCCUAGGGCGCGAAGUCGUGGCUCCCACGGGCCUCACGACGCCCGAUGGAUUGUAUUUGCCGUGUGGUACGCAUGUUUGUGUGGUGUUUGGGCCGAGGCAGUUGGAUGAGGGGGUUUGGGAAAGGGGAGGGAAGUUUGCUCCUUUGCGGUUUUAUCGGGAGGGGGGCGAUGAGGGGGGUACGACGGAGGAAAAAGAGGACGUGGGGAAAGCGGCGGUGCAUAUUACUGAAGACUUCAUGUCGUUUGGAUUGGGGAGACAUGCGUGUCCCGGCCGCUUCUUCGCUGUGCAAGCGAUGAAGAUCAUACUCGCUACUCUCAUCACUCGCUACGAGUUCCAGCCGUUGGAGGAACCGAUGCCUCUCCUUGAAAUGGGCGAGGUGUCGACUCCGUCGGAGAAAGCGACGGUCAAGAUGCGGCGGAGGCGAGAAGAAGUACUGGGAUAGCAGAGAAAGCGGUCACCGUCUUCUAACGAUCUCGCUCGGACGGAAAAUUGAAAUAGGAAACAAUGAAAGGAAGAAGGAAGAACUCUCAACUUCACUCAUCACGAAUGUUCAUUGCAAAACUCUCAACUCACUCCAUAGCCUCUAAUACCCAUCCUCCCCUC